UCCAUACUAUACGACUACUUAAUUUGACACUUCCACGAACUACUCAGUCAGUUAACGGCAAGUAUCGGAAAUGGAAAUCCAGAGCAGCUUAACCGGCGGAAACCACCUGACCACGGUGGUGGAGCUGCCGCUUGGAGAGGCUGCAGCCACAUUCAAACUGGAAAAAGCAGUCUGCAGCCAUGGGCUAUUCAUGAUGGCACCAAAUUUCUGGGACCCAAAAUCCAAGACCCUUCAACGCCCUCUUCGUCUCAGCCUCAAUCUCAACGACCCUGAUCACCAAAAGUCAGUCACCGUCAAAAUCUCACAGCCCUGUCGCCCUUCUCAAUCCCUCGAACUUCAAGUCUUUGGGACUGAUUCUCUAUCUUCUCAACAACAACACUCUUUGCUGAAUCAAGUAAGGCGAAUGCUACGAUUGUCAGAGGAAGAUAAUAGGACUGUGAGCUACUUUCAAGAGAUCCACACGGAAGCAAAAGAGAGGGAAUUUGGGAGAAUAUUCCGGUCACCAACCUUGUUCGAGGACAUGAUUAAGUGUAUCCUCCUCUGCAAUUGCCAGUGGCCAAGGAGUUUGAGCAUGGCUACAGCCCUUUGUGAGCUUCAGUGGGAACUGCAAUACCCAUUGUCAAGGGAUAAAGUUCAUAAUGACACAGAUUCCAGAAGUCAAACAGCUGACAGUGAGCAUUUUAUUCCAAAAACACCUGCUGGGAAGGAAACAAAGAGAAAGAUGGAAGUUCAAAAGUGUCCAGAGAAUUUAGCAAACAAGUUUACUGAUGCAAAUGCUGUCGGUGAAGAAGUUUCAGUGUUCAAAAUGGCUUGUGAUCAUGUUUUACACUGCUCCAAAAGGGUUGGGGAUGGAAGGCUAAUAAAUUUUCCCCAAUUGGAUGACUUUUCAUGUUCAGAUGGGUCCGAACCUUAUAAUUGCUAUAGGAUGGGUAAUUUCCCAAGCCCAAAUGAAUUAGCAAGUCUUGAUGAAUCUGUUUUAGCAAGGCGUUGCAAUCUUGGUUAUCGAGCUAGUCGCAUAUUGAAACUUGCCCAGCUUGUGGUUCAAGGUGGUAUCAAGUUGGGAGAACUUGAAGAAACUGGUAGACAACCAACCUUAUCUAGCUACAAUAUUUUGGCUGAGCAAUUAAAAGAAAUUGAUGGAUUCGGCCCUUUUACAUGUGCUAAUGUUCUUAUGUGCAUGGGAUUUUAUCAUGUCAUUCCCUCUGAUUCAGAAACAAUUAGGCAUAUGAAACAGGUUCAUGCCAGACAGACUACCAUCAAGACAGUUGAUGGGGAUCUCGAAAUAAUCUAUGGAAAGUAUGCACCAUUUCAGUUUUUGGCAUACUGGUCAGAGAUAUGGAGCUUUUAUGAGGAUUGGUUUGGGAAGCUAAGUGAAAUGCCUCCAACUAACUAUAAGCUUAUUACUGCAACUAAUAUGAGACCCAAAAGGAAUGCCAAAUGUAAGAGGAAAAAGAUAUCUGUGUCAGAGAAGCAUCUUCAGUAAAUGAAACAACAAAGGUGUGGCAAUUCUAAGCCCAGUGGUUUGUCUGGCCUCAACAUGUUAAAUUAUGUGCCAACAUAUAGGCUCCACUACCAUAGAACUCUUUCUGCCUCAUUAGGUUUCCCCAUCUUAUCAACUAAGUGGCUUCUGUAACGAUGCUUAGGCUGAAAUUCUUGCCUGUCUAAGGGGCAAAAGUAGUCUUUCAUGGUUUACUUAAGAUCAGUAUACAAUUUUACGUUUAUUCAUUCAAUGCUUGUCCUUCUGCUUAAGUCAUCAAGAAGGAUCUCACCAUGUUGAUGUACACUGUAUAACAUGAAAUAACUAAGCAGAAUACAUGGGAAGUUGCAGCAUAGCAUGAUUACUCCGAUCAAACUGCUGCCUAGUUUGUUC
Messenger RNA from Coffea eugenioides, 1870 nucleotides. RefSeq lists its product as uncharacterized. Lineage: Eukaryota; Viridiplantae; Streptophyta; Magnoliopsida; Gentianales; Rubiaceae. The coding region runs from base 71 to 1483 and encodes 470 amino acids. The transcript has 5 exons. Gene Ontology annotation, cellular component: nucleus. Gene Ontology annotation, molecular function: 8-oxo-7,8-dihydroguanine DNA N-glycosylase activity. The record is from RefSeq and is a predicted model, not a curated record. Gene Ontology annotation, biological process: base-excision repair, AP site formation; DNA repair.